Molecule: messenger RNA, 3861 nt
Organism: Colletotrichum karsti
Lineage: Eukaryota; Fungi; Ascomycota; Sordariomycetes; Glomerellales; Glomerellaceae
Product: hect domain protein
Exons: 3
Coding region: 1-3861 (1286 amino acids)
Molecular function (GO): ubiquitin-protein transferase activity
Source: RefSeq, a predicted model, not a curated record
AUGGCGUCACUCGAUGUUCUCGCCAGCCUCUGGGAGGACGCGCCGUUUGCGCGCCUGCCUGCCGAUGCGCCGCCCGAACUCAAGGACAUGGUCCAGAACAUCGAGAACCCCAAGCGCGUCUAUGCCAUCCACCGUGCCAGUCGUCGGCACAACUUCCAGAUUCUCGUCGAAGUAUAUGUCCUCCAGCUACGAUACGGAUGCGAUUCGAAAUCAUGUACGACUCCUACCUGCUUCUCCUGCCGAAAACGCCUCGCCGGCAAGGCUCCGAUCAGACGAUAUAAUACGACGAGCGCGAGGACGCUGGCUGUCUACUUGGCGAGCCAGGAUAACCCGGAGAAUGGAAUAUGCCCCAACCUCAAGUCGUCGAAAGAACCACCAGCCGCUCUGAACUCGCUCAUAUUUUCCCCGAACCCCGCGGCGCCGGCCUUCAACGACCCCUUCUCGAAGCGCCCCGCUACACCGAAGGAACCACGGCGGCGGAAGUCAGGCUCGUCCGUUAAAAUGAAUGGUGAAUGCAGCGGUUCUGCCAAGGCUUCCGGGGAUGAGGAGUCCAACCGUCGCACAGCAUCCCCGAGCGAACGGUCACACUUCGAUGCCGCCACGGGCACAGCGCAGAGGCCUGUAAAGGUUACGGAGCGGCCGAUCAGCAAGGAUUACCGUUCGUUCGCGGCGAAUGUCUUCGGCAGCGUCACCUUUAAGAUGCUGGAAUGGCUCACCCCGGCUGGUCUGGACGCCAUGUCCAAGAAAGUUGCAGCUUUGGAGGCCGAUGCGAUACCGAGUCCGGGCAGGGAGGAACUCUUGAGGUCGCAGAAGCCCUCGGGACAGUCGACACCGAUCCAGUCGAUAUCGCCCGUCAUAUACAAAGACCAAGACGACUUGCCGGAGCCAAAGAUUGAGCAGGGGCCGGACGCAGCUCUAGAGCAGGCUUCCGAGAAGCUCCACAACUCGAGCUCGGCAAUGCCAGGCUCGCGGCCAGGCAAACCUCAGCGAAGCUCAAGUGCGAGAGUGCGGGCGAACUCGAAACCCAAGAGGAAACUGUCCAUCGAGCCGUUCCCGACGUCGUCAUAUUCCGAAGACGUCACCUCAGGGCUGAUGUCUCCCAAGAUGAAUGGAGGACCGCAUGAGAAGCCGCCUAGGCCGCCGAAAGGGCCACAUAUAAACCCCUACGCUAUUCCGGAGAUACCGUCCACGCCGUCUUUCUUUGACAACGUUCCACCUCAGAACCACUCGGUCACGAUUUCCCAGGAGCCGGAAUCAUUUCUGAGGCCAAACAUGAACACGGGUGAAGCUAUAGCAGAAGCAAGGAAGCCUGGUCCCGAAACAGUAUCGCAGCCUCAACCCGCCCAGGUUGAGCAGCCGACAAGUGAGGCCAAGACCGAAGAGCCAGUGGACGUUUCAAUCUCUGACACCAUGCUGCCACAAGCUUUGACGUCGCUGAACGUUGAGGUUGUCGACCUGAUAUGCGACAUCCUUCAAGACGACGGCACUUCAGAAUCUCAUCUCCUGGAUCCUGCCAAAAUCACCAGUACGUACUCUGGGCUUAAGGACCGGCCGAAGAUGGAGAGAAAACGAACAUCCCGGAGCAACUACCCAAAACGACUGAGACGACAAUGGAAGCUCUUCAUCGAGCAGAGCCUGUUCAACAUAUUGAGUGAUCCUCAAAGCUUGGUAUCCUCCUUCGUCAAGGACGAUGAGCUUCUCGAUUCACACACGAUCUGGUACUGCAUGCUGCGACUCACACGCGUCGCCCCGAGUCUCGUUUUCCACAGCCUCUGGAUGGCAGCCGGCAGCCUAUUCGGUGCCCCAAAAUCACUGCAAUCGCUGCGAUCUCCCACUACCAGGGUUUUCCGCCGGGAGCGUUCGUUUCCCAACGUGGAGGCAGGCCAGCUCUUGUCAAUCUGUCUGCAUGCUCUGGUCGCGGCUGCCCCGUUGAUUACGGAUUCCAGAACACUCUUCGACAUGUCCCGAAUCCGCUCGAGUGGGCUGACGUUGGCUGGAAGCGGUGACUUAGCCCGACAACCAGCCUGGCUGUGCCUCCUUUAUGAUGAUGCUUUCUCGAACGACUUGGCACUCAGGUUAGCAAGGCGUCUGUUCGCCGCCAUCUCGGCUCGGAAAUGCUUCGCGGAAAUGGUGGCUCAGGACGACGAUAUCGAUGACAACGAGCAGGAGGUCGAUGCUCUUGGGCCCCUUCUCAUGCAACUGGCGUCGUUCAGCGGAGACGUGACAUCCAAUCCUGAGUUGGACAAGCUCGAAAGAGCAGGACACGAAACCAGGGUUUCCACCCUGCUGAUGGACUGGGCCAAGACUGUGAUGCUUCAAGAAUGGGAUGGCAAGCCAGAAAUUUCGUGUGACGGCUCCUUUGGUGGAGCGUUGUCACUCAUGGCGGCAAUGUACGAGAAACGACAAUCCCUUCUCAUCGGGGACACUCACUUCAGAGUGGACUACUUCGCGGAGAGAAUGGAUACUAUCAACAUGCCCGUCGCCUGGCUGUCCCACACCCCGCACAGGCAAAAGAAGCACCUACUAGACUUCCCCUUCAUCUUCGAUCCAGCCGCGCUCGUUUCGUACUUCCGAUCCAUCAACUUCUCAAAGAUGAGCCGGAGCUACGAGGAGUCUAGCUCUUUGCAAACUAGGAUGAAGGCGAUUGUGGCACCGGGCGGGUUGAUCACCAAUCCUCACCAUAAGUUGGUCCUGCAAGAUCUUCUGAAGACGGCAUCCUCAAAGUACCUGAUUCUCGAAGUCAGCAGAAAGCACGUUAUUAGAGAUGCUUUUGAUCAGCUGUGGCAACGAGAGGACCGAGAGUUGCACAGACCACUGAAAAUUCACCUUGGCGAAGAAGCCGGCGAAAAGGGUUUCGAUUCCGGCGGAGUCCAACAAGAGUUCUUCAGACUUGCCGUCGCCGAGUGCUUGAACCCAGACUACGGCGCUUUCACCGUCGAUGAACGGACUCGCAUGGCCUGGUUCGUACCUGGAUCCGUCGUCCCGACAUGGAAAUUUGAGAUCCUCGGUCUGCUCAUGUCACUGGCUGUGUACAACGGCUUGACGCUUCCCAUCACCUUUCCGAAGGCCCUCUACCGCAAGCUUCUCGGCGAGCCCGUGGACGAAUUGUAUCACAUCGCCGACGGGUGGCCAGACCUUGCCAUGGGCUUGACGACCCUCUCGGAAUGGAAUGAGGCCGACGGGGCGGUGGAGGACAUCUUUGCCCGCACCUACGAAUUCUCGGUGUCCAUGUUCGGACAGCCCGUGUCCCGAGAAAUGGGCGUAAAGGCGUCCGGCUGGCCGCAGUUUGAAUCAUCAGGGGAGAAGUCGCUCGUUGACGAAAACCCCGAGGAUGCACCGUUGGUAACCAACGAGAACAGAAUUGCAUACGUGAGAGACUAUAUCCGGUACCUCACAGACGUCUCCAUUCGCCCACAAUACGAAGCUUUUGAGCGCGGGUUCCGUACUUGCCUGCACCCCAAGGCGCUUCGUCUCCUGACGCCUUCUCUUCUGCAGUCAGUCGUGGAGGGUUCCGAGGAGGUUGACAUCUCUGAACUGAGGCGGUACGCCAGAUACGUUGGCUGGGACCAAAACCACCACAGCGUCCGCGACUUCUGGUCGAUCGUGAAGCGCUUCGACGAGAACAUGAAGAGGAGGCUUUUGGAAUUCGUGACGGCGUCAGACCGUGUUCCCGUCGGAGGAAUGAAGAACAUGCAGUUCGUCCUCCAGAAGAACGGCGAGGAAGAGGGAGAAGGGGGUCAUCUACCCACAGCAUAUACUUGCUACGGCACGCUUUUGCUGCCCGAGUACAGAGACAGGGAGGUCCUGAAAGAGAGGCUUACCAUGGCAUUGCAGAAUGCACAGGGUUUCGGUUUUGCUUGA